AUGAGUCAAAUUAUAGAGAACCCAAAAAUGAGUGCAAGGAAGAUGAAAGCUAAAGUGUCAACAACAUUCAACAUAAAUGUGAGUGUGGGGCAAUGCAGAAAUGCAAAGAAAUUUGCAUUACAAGAGAUUGAAGGAAGUUUAAUUGAACAUUAUGGGAGAUUGUGGUCAUAUGGUGAGGAAAUUAUCAGGUCAAAUCCUGGGUCUACUGUGAGAUUGGAUGUAGACAUCAUGCCAGAUUCCACAACUUUGUUUUCUAAGUUUUAUGUGUGUUUCAAAGCUGUAAGGGAUGGUUGGUUAGAAGGGUGCAGGCCAGUAAUUGGGCUUGAUGGUUGCUUUUUAAAGGGUAUAGUUAGAGGAGAAGUUAUUUCAGCUGUUGGGAGAGAUGCAAACAACCACAUCUACCCUUUAGCAUGGGCUGUGGUAUGUGUUGAGAAUAAAGAAACAUGGAAGUGGUUCAUAGAUUUGCUUAUGGAUGACAUUAAUGGUGGUCUUGGUGCAGGCAUUACCCUUCUUUCUGAUGGACACAAGGGGUUAUUACAAGCAGUUAAGGAAAAAUGUCCAGAAGCUGAACAUAGACAAUGUGCUAGACACAUUCUGGCCAAUUUUAAUAAAAGGUUUACUGGUCAACAAUACAUAAAGUUAUUUUGGAGGGCUGUAAGGGCUAGUACUGUGGAGAAGUUCAGAGGUGUAAUGGAGAACAUCAAAUCUAUUGAUACUCAUGCUUAUGAUUACCUUAUAGACAGAGAUCCUACUACCUGGUCUAAGGCAUUCUUUCAAGAAGGAAGAGACUGUGAUGCAGUGGAGAAUGGGGUCAGUGAGAGUUUCAAUUCUGCUAUUAGGCAUGCUAGAAGGAGACCUAUAAUCACUAUGCUGGAGGAGAUUAGGUUAUUUGUGAUGGAAAGGAUAUACACUCAAAGAGUUGAAGGAAUGGAAUGGGAUUUGCUUAUAUGUCCAACUAUUAGGAAGCGUAUAGAACAUCUGAAGGUUAAACAGAGAUUGUGGGGAGUUACUCCUUGUGGUUAUCAAAAGUAUGAGGUUAGAUUCACUGAUGUUGCAUAUGGAGUGGAUCUAAUUGCAAAGAAGUGUGCCUGUAGAAUAUGGCAACUUACAGGGAUACCAUGCUUACAUGGAGUGGCAGCAAUAUCUUACUUAAAUCAUGAUGCUGAGGCAUAUGUGUCCCAAUCAUACACUACUGAGGCUUACCUAAAAUGCUACAAAUAUAGCAUUAAUCCUCUCAAUAGUAGUGAAAUGUGGCCAGAUGUUCCAUACCAUAAGCCUUUGCCUCCCAAAAGAAGAAGAUUAUCUGGUAGGCCAUCUGUGAAAAGGAAGAGGGAUGCAAUUGAACGAGAGUUGAGUGGAUCAAUUAGACAAACUGUCUCAAGAAGGGGUAGCAUAAUAAAGUGUGGUAUUUGUAAGGAACCAGGUCACAACAAGAAAAAGUGUCCAUCUAACCAACAAAGCAAUACAUCAGUACCAAGUUCAUCCAGGGGCAGUGGAGCAGACCCAAGUUUAUCCAGGGGCAAUGAAGGACCACCACCUCCUCCACCACCACCUGCAGCCCAACAACCUCCUCCACCACCACCUGCAGCCCCCAUGCCAAGAAGAAGGGUCCCAGUUAGUAGAAGUGGAAGGAGGAAAUAUUUGAACGGAUUAUCAAACAAGCAUUAAGGAGGCAGAUACCUGGGGUUGGGAGCAAUGCAGAUAACCCUUCAGUUAUUGAUUAAUUUAGGGGAUAAUAGUGGGUGGGUAGGAAUAUCUUUUGUAAGGCAGUUGUGAUGUAAAGACAAAGUAGUAGUCUUUUUAUUAUGCUUUUCUAUGGUACUAUCAAGUAGGUGUAUGGGCACAUGGUGGCCCUUCUUUUGUCUAUGCAGGAAUCUUUUGUGUUACCUAGAAACUACUUUUGUGUAUGCAGACAAAAACUUAUAUAACUGUAGAAUAUUAAUGGCGUAUUACAAUGAAUCCAACCACCACAUUCACUUA
Messenger RNA from Lactuca saligna, 1980 nucleotides. NCBI's taxonomy places the organism in Eukaryota, Viridiplantae, Streptophyta, Magnoliopsida, Asterales, Asteraceae. The record is from the annotation of a GenBank genome assembly.